Miscanthus lutarioriparius is the source of this 399-nucleotide messenger RNA. NCBI's taxonomy places the organism in Eukaryota, Viridiplantae, Streptophyta, Magnoliopsida, Poales, Poaceae. The record is from the annotation of a GenBank genome assembly.
AUGGCGCGCGGCGUGGCGGCUGGGGCGAAGGGCGGCGCGGCCGGCGGCGGCAAGAAGAAGGGCUCCGUCACCUUCACGAUCGACUGCACCAAGCCCGUGGAGGACAAGAUCAUGGAGAUCGCCACGCUCGAGAAGUUCCUGCAGGAGCGCAUCAAGGUCGCCGGCGGCAAGGCUGGAAACCUCGGCGAGGGCGUCACCGUCACCCGCGAUAAGACCAAGGUCACGGUCACCUCCGACGGCCCUUUCUCCAAGAGGUACCUGAAGUACUUGACCAAGAAGUACCUGAAGAAGCACAAUGUGCGUGACUGGCUCCGGGUUAUCGCCUCAAACAAGGACCGCAGCAUCUAUGAGCUCCGGUACUUCAAUAUUGCUGAGAACGAGGGUGAGGAGGAGGAUUAG